Messenger RNA from Closterium sp. NIES-65, 12357 nucleotides. The record is from the annotation of a GenBank genome assembly. NCBI's taxonomy places the organism in Eukaryota, Viridiplantae, Streptophyta, Zygnematophyceae, Desmidiales, Closteriaceae.
AUGGACGAGUAUAGGGGUGGCCUAGGGGGGGUAAGCGGGUUGGGGGGCGAGGGGGAAAGGAGAGGGGAGGGCAGGAUGGGCGGGAGAGCCGUUGACGUGGGGGGAGGCUUGGCGGGUGAUUGGGAGGGGGAGCAUCAGCAGAGACGCUACAACCCGUUUCACCUGCAGCAAGAGCGGCAGCAGCAGCCAGAGUAUUUCGAGGAGGGCGACGAGGGGAGCGAAGAGGCGGAGGGGGAAGGGGGGGACGAGUCCGAGGAGGAUGUUCCGCUCAACCAGCGCAGGGGGAGCGCGCAGCACAGCGCGGAUGGGGGCGAGGGGGGGGCGCUGGGGGGCAGAGGCGCAGCGGGAGGAGUGCCUGCUCCAAGAGGGGGCGCUGGGCGCGGGAGGGGGCGGGGGAGAGGAAGAGGAGGGGGAGGAGGAGGGGUGGGGGGAAGGGGAGGCGGGGCUGUUGCUCCCCUGAAGCGCAAAUCCAGUGGCCCUCUGCCUCCCUUACCACACCCAUCCGUGCGCCAGCAGCAGGGGCUGCAAGAGCACGAGGAUGCUUAUAACGGAGAUGGAGUGCACGGAGAUGACUCUAUAGCGAGUGAAAGCGCCCAUGAAAGGCACUCUGGCAGCCCGGGGAAGGCGCUGGGGCGAGGGCGGGGGCGGGGCAGGGGCAGGGGGAGAGGCAGGCUUGGGGGAAGGGGAUUGGAAGGGGGGGAAGCGGAAGGCACAGGAAGGGGAGGACAGGCAGGAGAUGGUGGGGGAGGUGAUGUGCUUGGUGGGGGUGAUGUGCUUGGUGGGGGUGAUGUGCUUGGUGGGGGUGAUGUGCUUGGUGGGGGUGAUGUUCUGUCCCCUGGGCGGGGUAGGGGGAGAGGCAGGGGGAGGGGACGGGGAAGGGGAGGGGGAAGAGGAAGGGGAGGGAGCGUUGCAGGGAGAGAGGCAAGUGAGGAGGAGGCAGGGGCGGGCAGUGAGUGGGAGGAGGGCGAGGGGUAUGGGCGUGCAGGGGAGGACGCGUACGUGGGCAGUAGGUAUGGGGGUGGGCGGUAUAACGAGGCAGCAGCGGCGGAGAGAGAGGCGGUGCCAGGGCGGCUGCGGCUCACUGAGGAGGCGCACUCGCCCUUCCCCCUGCUCCCCCCGCCCCCCACCCCGCCUGCUGCCACGGCUGCAGCACGGUCGGCAGCACGGUCGGCAGCAGAGGGUGGCAGAGCAGAGGCAGGCACAGGCAGUGGGCACACUCUGCAGCAGCAGCAGCGGCAGGAAGAGGGGGAGCAGGAGGGGCAGGAUGAGAAGCAGGGCAAGGGGGCAUCAGAUACGGGUGCGAGUGUGGCUGUCCGGUUUGCUGCAGCCAUGAGAGCCGCGGCUGCUGGGGAGGGGUCGCUGGCGGAGGAGGCAGCUGCCAUUGCUGCUGCUCUGCCUGCUCCACGCGUGUGGGAUCAGACCAGCCUGGACAGGAUCUCGACCGUUGAUCGCGAGGAGAGGAUUCGACGGCUGGAGUCGCAGUGCAUGGACGAGUGUGUGCAGCUGUGCCGCGACCUCAUCGUGCGCCAACGCCUCUGGCACCAGGUGGGACAAGGGGGGAGAGGGGGGAAGCGCCUCUGGCACCAGGUGGGACAAGGGGGGAGAGGGGGGAAGCGCCUCUGGCACCAGGUGGGACAAGGGGGGAGAGGGGGGAAGCGCCUCUGGCACCAGGUGGGAGAGACAACGCCUCUGGCUCCAGGUGGGAGAGACAACGCCUCUGGCUCCAGGUGGGAGAGACAACGCCUCUGGCACCAGGUGGGAGAGACAACGCCUCUGGCUCCAGGUGGGAGAGACAACGCCUCUGGCUCCAGGUGGGAGAGACAACGCCUCUGGCUCCAGGUGGGAGAGACAACGCCUCUGGCUCCAGGUGGGAGAGACAACGCCUCUGGCUCCAGGUGGGAGAGACAACGCCUCUGGCUCCAGGACAUAGUGGAUGCGGGAAAGCCCCUGCCGCCCGUCAAGCUCUUCCCCAUCGUGCCGCCACUGGACCUCCUCGACCCCGUCAGCCCGCCUGCCCUCCCUCACCUCCACUUUGACUCGCUCCUCCCGCUCCUCCCACCCGCCAUGCAAGCUGCUGCUGGGGCAACAGCUGCUGCUGGUGGGAGGGGAGUGAAGGGGAAGGCGGAGGCGGAUGUGGGGGCGGGCAGUGCAGGGGGGCGGGGAGGACGGGGCAGAGGAGGGCGAGGGAGAGGGAGGGGAGGGAGGGGAAUGAAGCCGGCGGGCUGGGAUGCUGAGUCGUCCGCUGCCGUGUGUGCUGGUGGCGAGUCAGCUGAAGGUGGGGCGGUGGCGGCAGGUUUACGGUUGAAACAAGAGGCGGCUGGGGCGGAGUGGGAGGAGGAUGCACCGUUGCGAAGGCAGCAGCAGCAGGGGGGGAUGAAGAGGCAUCUGGGGCAGGUGGGGGGCGCGCAGGGGCUGCAGGGCAGCGUUCCCGUGGUGGGUCGGCCGAAGCAGAUGGUUCGGCGGCUGCUGGUGUGGCGGGCGAAUGAGCGCGAGGCGCUGAGGAAGGCCCUGCUCGCGUUUGGGCUCACCCGACCGUCCAUGGUGCUGGGCAGCAUGCGGGCGAGCAUGAGGAGCGAGCGGCACGGGGCGGGGGACGUGGUGGACGCCACGUGCCACUUCCUGCGUGCAUGUUCAACGCUGCAGCCCCCCGAUGCCCUCGACCCGCGUGACCUCGCCUGGGCGCAGCGCCGCCUCUCCCACCUCGCCUCCCUCGCCAACGUCCCCUUGGGCGCCCCGGGGGACGGUGGCGAGGGGGGUGAUGGCGAGGGAGAGGGAGGGCGAGAGGGAGGUGGAGGGGGAGGGGAGGGGGAUGGGAUAGCUCGGCGGGUGGGGUGGUGGGAGCGGGUGCCGGUGGCGAGCUGUGCGCGCACGUGGCUGCGCCGCCUGCGCCUGCUGGAGCAGCUCGUGCGUGUGUGGGCGGGAGGGGGGCGAGGGAGACGGGUGUGUGGGCGGGAGGGGAGCAAGGGAGACGGGUGUGUGGGCGGGAGGGGGGCGAGGGAGACGGGUGUGUGGGCGGGAGGGGGGCGAGGGAGACGGCACGAGGUGCUGGGCUUCAUGGCGCGCAGCACGGGAUUCGCCCUCGCAUGCCACCACGUGGCGGCGCUCACCGACGCCACGCUGCCCGCGCAUUGGUGGGCGCGCGACGCUGACCUGGCGCUGCUGCUGGGCGUGGCUCUGCACGGGUACGGCGCGUACGAGGCCGUGUAUGGCGACUCUGCCCUCGGGCCGCACCUCCGCAAGCCCCAGAGGGACAGGGGGGCGCGUGGGGAGAAAGGGGAGGAGAAGGGUGAGAAGGUUGGGGAGGAGGGAGGGGCGGGGGGCGAGGAGGAGGGGUGGUUGGACGCGUACACGCUGACGCGGCGGCUGAAGCGACUCAUUGAGCACCUCGUGCGCAUCAAGCGAUCCGUGCGCCCCGACUCCCUCUCUCUGCUCCCCGCUCUCUGCUCCCUGCUCUCUGCUCUCUGCUCCCUGCUCCCUGCUCUCUGCUCCCUGCUCUCUGCUCUCUGCUCUCUGCUCCCUGCUCUCUGCUCUCUGCUCUCUGCUCCCUGCUCUCUGCUCUCUGCUCUCUGCUCCCUGCUCUCUGCUCUCUGCUCCCUGCUCUCUGCUCCUCCCCAUAUUGCCUGCUCGCCGUCCUCUCUCUGCCUCGCCACCUCUUUGCCUCGCUAUCUGAUGGCAUUCAAAGUGUCUGUGCUACCAUGCUACACUCACUCCCUUCUCUCCCCCUCUCUCUCCCCCCCUCUCUCCCCUCCUCUCUCCCCUCCUCUCUCCCCUCCUGUCCCCCCUCCUACCUCCCAUCCUGUCCCCUCUCCUCUUGCCCCUCUUCUCUAUCCCCUCUCCUCUGUCCCCUCUCUUCUCUUUCCCCUCCUCUCUCUGGCGAAGAAGCCUCAGCCUGCGCCCACGCUGACGGGUCCUCCCCCCGCCUUCACCCCCGCGCACUUCAAGCGCGCCCUUCCCCCCGCCUCCGAUGCCUGGGCUGCCCCCGCUGCUGCUGCUGCUGCCGCUGCCGCUGCUGCUGCUGCUGCCCCCGCCGCUGCUUCCGUUGCUGCUGGUGGUGGUGGCGGGAGGGGUGGGGACAUCGGCGGAAGAGGGGGCGUUGGGGGGAGAGGGAGGGUAGGCAGGGGAAGGGGAGUGGGAAGAGAGGGGAGAGGAGGAUGGGGGUUAGCUGAUGGGGGAGGAGCAGGAGGAAGGGGAGGGAGAGAAAGAGUGGGGAACGCAGGAGGGGCUUAUGAGGAGUACGGGGGGGAGGAGGAGGAGGAGGAGCAGUGGGGAGGGCGGGGGGAGCAUGGGGAGCACGGGGAAGAGUAUGGGGAGGAGGGGGAUGGGGCAGGGGAAAGGGGGGAAGAGGGGGAUGAGGGCGCGGGGGAGGAGUGGAACGAGGAUGCCCCUGUGAGGCGAGGUGGGGGGCGAGGGGAGGGCGGACUAGGCGGUGUGGAGAGAGGGGGAGGGGCGAGGGGGCGGGGCAGGGGGCGAGGCAGAGGGCGGGGAGGAGGGAGGGGCGGGGCAGCAGGUGGAGGAGAAACUGGUGCUGCUGACGCGAGCGGUAGGGGGGGGGCGGGGGAGGGGGAGAAGAGGGCGGGGGCGUGGGGGCACGAGGGGGGGCGGACGAGGUGCAGGAGCGGUGGAGAUGGGUGGUGGCGUGGGGGAGGAGAUGGAGUGGGAGGCACAGGCGGAGGAACGGGAGGGGGACGCGGAGGGCGCGCAGGGUGGCGGCCGCUGGCGUGCACACGGGGCAGGGGGGGCGCAUGGGGAAGGGGAAGGGGCGGCACAGGGAGGGGCGGCACAGGGAGGGGCGGCACAGGGAGGGGCGGCACAGGGAGGGGCGGCACAGGGAGGGGCGGCACAGGGAGGGGCGGCACAGGGAGGGGCGGCACAGGGAGGGGCGGCACAGGGAGGGGCGGACACGGCGUGGAGCCGCAAGGAGAAGCUGGAGCUGCUGCGCCUGCUCAUGCUGUGGGGGCUGCCCGCUGUGAGUGGCUCAUGCUGUGGGGGCUGCCCGCUGUGAGUGGCUCAUGCUCACGCUCACCCCAUGAGGUCUUCCCCAUCCCGUUCUUCCCCUCGCACCCCUCGGGAGCAGCGGCAUGGCGGCAGCAGGACGAGCCGUGUGAGGUGAGGGGUGGUUGUGAAGGAUGGAUGUUGAGAGACAGUGCGCCUAUCAUGUGCUUCAACCUGCUCUGCCCCUGCUCAACCCAACCAUCCUGUCCCGUGCUUCCCCUCACACCAACAUGCUUCCCCUCACACCAACAUGCUUCCCCUCACACCAACAUGCUUCCCCUCACACCAACGUGCUUCCCCUCACACCAACAUGCUUCCCCUCACACCAACGUGCUUCCCCUCACACCAACGUGCUUCCCCUCACACCAACGUGCUUCCCCUCACACCAACGUGCUUCCCCUCACACCAACGUGCUUCCCCUCACACCAACGUGCUUCCCCUCACACCAACGUGCUUCCCCUCACACCAACGUGCUUCCCCUCACACCAACGUGCUUCCCCUCACACCAACGUGCUUCCCCUCACACCAACGUGCUUCCCCUCACACCAACGUGCUUCCCCUCACACCAACGUGCUUCCCCUCACACCAACGUGCUUCCCCUCACACCAACGUGCUUCCCCUCACACCAACGUGCUUCCCCUCACACCAACGUGCUUCCCCUCACACCAACGUGCUUCCCCUCACACCAACGUGCUUCCCCUCACACCAACGUGCUUCCCCUCACACCAACGUGCUUCCCCUCACACCAACGUGCUUCCCCUCACACCAACGUGCUUCCCCUCACACCAACGUGCUUCCCCUCACACCAACGUGCUUCCCCUCACACCAACGUGCUUCCCCUCACACCAACGUGCUUCCCCUCACACCAACGUGCUUCCCCUCACACCAACGUGCUUCCCCUCACACCAACGUGCUUCCCCUCACACCAACGUGCUUCCCCUCACACCAACGUGCUUCCCCUCACACCAACGUGCUUCCCCUCACACCAACGUGCUUCCCCUCACACCAACGUGCUUCCCCUCACACCAACGUGCUUCCCCUCACACCAACGUGCUUCCCCUCACACCAACGUGCUUCCCCUCACACCAACAUGCUUCCCCUCACACCAACGUGCUUCCCCUCACACCAACGUGCUUCCCCUCACACCAACGUGCUUCCCCUCACACCAACGUGCUUCCCCUCACACCAACGUGCUUCCCCUCACACCAACGUGCUUCCCCUCACACCAACGUGCUUCCCCUCACACCAACGUGCUUCCCCUCACACCAACGUGCUUCCCCUCACACCAACAUGCUUCCCCUCACACCAACGUGCUUCCCCUCACACCAACGUGCUUCCCCUCACACCAACGUGCUUCCCCUCACACCAACGUGCUUCCCCUCACACCAACGUGCUUCCCCUCACACCAACGUGCUUCCCCUCACACCAACGUGCUUCCCCUCACACCAACGUGCUUCCCCUCACACCAACAUGCUUCCCCUCACACCAACGUGCUUCCCCUCACACCAACGUGCUUCCCCUCACACCAACGUGCUUCCCCUCACACCAACGUGCUUCCCCUCACACCAACGUGCUUCCCCUCACACCAACGUGCUUCCCCUCACACCAACGUGCUUCCCCUCACACCAACGUGCUUCCCCUCACACCAACGUGCUUCCCCUCACACCAACGUGCUUCCCCUCACACCAACGUGCUUCCCCUCACACCAACGUGCUUCCCCUCACACCAACGUGCUUCCCCUCACACCAACGUGCUUCCCCUCACACCAACGUGCUUCCCCUCACACCAACGUGCUUCCCCUCACACCAACGUGCUUCCCCUCACACCAACGUGCUUCCCCUCACACCAACGUGCUUCCCCUCACACCAACGUGCUUCCCCUCACACCAACGUGCUUCCCCUCACACCAACAUGCUUCCCCUCACACCAACGUGCUUCCCCUCACACCAACGUGCUUCCCCUCACACCAACGUGCUUCCCCUCACACCAACGUGCUUCCCCUCACACCAACGUGCUUCCCCUCACACCAACGUGCUUCCCCUCACACCAACGUGCUUCCCCUCACACCAACGUGCUUCCCCUCACACCAACGUGCUUCCCCUCACACCAACGUGCUUCCCCUCACACCAACAUGCUUCCCCUCACACCAACGUGCUUCCCCUCACACCAACGUGCUUCCCCUCACACCAACGUGCUUCCCCUCACACCAACAUGCUUCCCCUCACACCAACGUGCUUCCCCUCACACCAACGUGCUUCCCCUCACACCAACAUGCUUCCCCUCACACCAACGUGCUUCCCCUCACACCAACGUGCUUCCCCUCACACCAACGUGCUUCCCCUCACACCAACAUGCUUCCCCUCACACCAACGUGCUUCCCCUCACACCAACAUGCUUCCCCUCACACCAACGUGCUUCCCCUCACACCAACAUGCUUCCCCUCACACCAACAUGCUUCCCCUCACACCAACAUGCUUCCCCUCACACCAACAUGCUUCCCCUCACACCAACAUGCUUCCCCUCACACCAACAUGCUUCCCCUCACACCAACAUGCUUCCCCUCACACCAACGUGCUUCCCCUCACACCAACGUGCUUCCCCUCACACCAACGUGCUUCCCCUCACACCAACGUGCUUCCCCUCACACCAACGUGCUUCCCCUCACACCAACGUGCUUCCCCUCACACCAACGUGCUUCCCCUCACACCAACGUGCUUCCCCUCACACCAACAUGCUUCCCCUCACACCAACAUGCUUCCCCUCACACCAACGUGCUUCCCCUCACACCAACGUGCUUCCCCUCACACCAACGUGCUUCCCCUCACACCAACGUGCUUCCCCUCACACCAACGUGCUUCCCCUCACACCAACGUGCUUCCCCUCACACCAACGUGCUUCCCCUCACACCAACGUGCUUCCCCUCACACCAACGUGCUUCCCCUCACACCAACAUGCUUCCCCUCACACCAACGUGCUUCCCCUCACACCAACGUGCUUCCCCUCACACCAACGUGCUUCCCCUCACACCAACGUGCUUCCCCUCACACCAACGUGCUUCCCCUCACACCAACGUGCUUCCCCUCACACCAACAUGCUUCCCCUCACACCAACAUGCUUCCCCUCACACCAACAGGAGCAGCAGCAGGGCAGCAACAGCAGCAGCGGCGGCAGCACUGUGAGCUGGCAGCAGCUGCGGGACCACUCGCACCUGCCAUCCGUGCUCGCCAGGUCAACAGCCUCCGUGGCGGGGUGCUUCGAUGACGUCAUCGCUGAGAUGCAGCGCCGCCUGCAGGGCCUGCCUGCCUCCUCGCCUGCCUCCGCUGCUUCCAAUGCUGCUUCCAAUGCUGCUUCCAAUGCUGCUUCCAAUGCUGCUUUGGCUGCUGCUGCAGCAGGAGAGGAAGGAGAGGAAGUGGGGGACGGAGGGGAAGGGAAUGGAAGGGAGGCAGGUGGCGGUGGCGCGGCGGGCAAGAGGACGUUUGCGCUGGGAGAAGGCCACCCUGCCUGCUGUCCGUGUCUGCUGUGUGGGGAGCGAGAGGCAUCGAAGGCGAGGAGGCAGCGCAGGGGGCAACCGAGAGUGGGGGAAGAAGGUGGGGCGGAGGGGGAUGGGGAGAGCGUGCUGCUCACUCCAGAAGACUCUGUGCUCAAUGCCAAGACAGCGGAGAGGCUGCUAGAGCGGUUGGAGGCGGUGGAGGUGCUGCGCAGGGCGGUGGUGGUGUUUGGCGGGGACUGGUUCCGGCUGGGCCUGUCCACGUACAAGUCGCACGACCUGCCCGCCUGGUGGCGCGCUGGCAUCCACGACAAGGGGCUCGUCAAGGUGUGUGGCAUCCACGACAAGGGGCUCGUCAAGGUGCGUGGCAUCCACGCCAAGGGGCUCGUCAAGGUGUGUGGCAUCCACGACAAGGGGCUCGUCAAGGUGUGUGGCAUCAACGCCAAGGGGCUCGUCAAGGGGUGUGGCAUCCACGACAAGGGGCUCGUCAAGGGGUGUGGCAUCCACGACAAGGGGCUCGUCAAGGUGUGUGGCAUCCACAACAAGGGGCUCGUCAAGGUGUGUGGCAUCCACGCCAAGGGGCUCGUCAAGGUGUGUGGCAUCCACGACAAGGGGUUCGUCAAGGUGUGUGGCAUCCACGACAAGGGGCUCGUCAAGGUGUGUGGCAUCCACGACAAGGGGUUCGUCAAGGUGUGUGGCAUCCACGACAAGGGGCUCGUCAAGGUGUGUGGCAUCCAGGACAAGGGGCUCGUCAAGGUGUGUGGCAUCCACGACAAGGGGCUCGUCAAGGUGUGUGGCAUCCACGACAAGGGGCUCGUCAAGGUGUGUGGCAUCCACGCCAAGGGGCUCGUCAAGGUGUGUGGCAUCCACGACAAGGGGCUCGUCAAGGUGUGUGGCAUCCACGCCAAGGGGCUCGUCAAGGGGUGUGGCAUCCACGCCAAGGGGCUCGUCAAGGUGUGUGGCAUCCACGACAAGGGGCUCGUCAAGGUGUGUGGCAUCCACGACAACGGGCUCGUCAAGGUGUGUGGCAUCCACGACAAGGGGCUCGUCAAGGUGUGUGGCAUCCACGACAAGGGGCUCGUCAAGGUGUGUGGCAUCCACGCCAAGGGGCUCGUCAAGGUGUGUGGCAUCCACGACAAGGGGCUCGUCAAGGUGUGUGGCAUCCACGACAAGGGGCUCGUCAAGGUGUGUGGCAUCCACGACAAGGGGCUUGUCAAGGUGUGUGGCAUCCACGACAAGGGGCUCGUCAAGGUGUGUGGCAUCCACGACAAGGGGCUCGUCAAGGUGUGUGGCAUCCACGCCAAGGGGCUCGUCAAGGUGUGUGGCAUCCACGACAAGGGGCUCGUCAAGGUGUGUGGCAUCCACGACAAGGGGCUCGUCAAGGUGUGUGGCAUCCACGACAAGGGGCUCGUCAAGGUGUGUGGCAUCCACGACAAGGGGCUCGUCAAGGGGUGUGGCAUCCACGCCAAGGGGCUCGUCAAGGGGCUCGUCAAGGUGUGUGGCAUCCACGACAAGGUGCUCGUCAAGGUGUGUGGCAUCCACGACAAGGGGCUCGUCAAGGUGUGUGGCAUCCACGACAAGGGGCUCGUCAAGGUGUGUGGCAUCCAUGACAAGGGGCUCGUCAAGGUGUGUGGCAUCCACGACAAGGGGCUCGUCAAGGUGUGUGGCAUCCACGACAAGGGGCUCGUCAAGGUGUGUGGCAUCCACGACAAGGGGCUUGUCAAGGUGUGUGGCAUCCACGACAAGGGGCUCGUCAAGGUGUGUGGCAUCCACGACAAGGGGCUCGUCAAGGUGUGUGGCAUCCACGCCAAGGGGCUCGUCAAGGUGUGUGGCAUCCACGACAAGGGGCUCGUCAAGGUGUGUGGCAUCCACGACAAGGGGCUCGUCAAGGUGUGUGGCAUCCACGCCAAGGGGCUCGUCAAGGUGUGUGGCAUCCACGCCAAGGGGCUCGUCAAGGUGUGUGGCAUCCACGACAAGGGGCUCGUCAAGGUGUGUGGCAUCCACGACAAGGGGCUCGUCAGGGUGUGUGGCAUCCACGACAAGGGGCUCGUCAAGGUGUGUGGCAUCCAGGACAAGGGGCUCGUCAAGGUGUGUGGCAUCCACGACAAGGGGCUCGUCAAGGUGUGUGGCAUCCACAACAAGGGGCUCGUCAAGGUGUGUGGCAUGCACCCCAAGGGGCUCGUCAAGGUGUGUGGCAUCCACGACAAGGGGCUCGUCAAGGUGUGUGGCAUCCACGACAAGGGGCUCGUCAAGGUGUGUGGCAUCCAUGACAAGGGGCUCGUCAAGGUGUGUGGCAUCCACGACAAGGGGCUCGUCAAGGUGUGUGGCAUCCACGACAAGGGGCUCGUCAAGGUGUGUGGCAUCCACGACAACGGGCUCGUCAAGGUGUGUGGCAUCCACGCCAAGGGGCUCGUCAAGGUGUGUGGCAUCCAAGCCAAGGGGCUCGUCAAGGUGUGUGGCAUCCACGACAAGGGGCUCGUCAAGGUGUGUGGCAUCCACGACAAGGGGCUCGUCAAGGUGUGUGGCAUCCACGACAAGGGCCUCGUCAAGGUGUGUGGCAUCCACGACAAGGGGCUCAUCAAGGUGUGUGGCAUCCACGACAAGGGGCUCGUCAAGGGCAUAUUCUUGCACGGGUACGGGUCGUGGGCGGCCAUCAUGAAGGACGCGGAGCUGCCCUUUGCGGCGCUCAUAGCGCCCAGCAAGGCCGCCAAGGGCAAGGCAGGGCCCCGCAAGGCCGCGGCAGAGGCGGACGGCAGUGGCGCCGGCGAGGGAGGGAGAGGCGGCAGCGAGCAGGCGGACGAGGACGGGGCAGGCGGGGGAGCGGCAGGGGAGGGGGCACCGAAGGCGAAGGUGGUGGUGCGGAGGGUGAAGUACCUGGAGAAGAUGCUCAAGCGGCAGCUCAUCAAGCGCGACAGCUCUGGUCCCCGCAAGCGCAUGUCCGCCGCUGCCAAGGCUGCUGCUGCCGCCGCCGCCGCCGCCGCUGCAGCUGCUGGUGGUUCCGCUGCUCCCUGCGUUGAUGCCAAGCCUGCUGCUGGCACUGUCAGUAGUGUCGGUGCUGCUGCUUCUGAUGAUGUGGAUGCAGGGCAGCAGCGUGUGCAUGGACACAUGGCGUCCGCUGGUUGGCUGGUGGGAGAUCCACACAGGGCUGGAGGUGGGGGGGAUGUUGGAGGAGGCGGGGGAGGAGUGAGCCUGGAGUUCACAUUGGAGAGGGGCGCGGGUGCUGGGGGAGUGGGUGGGGACCGGCCUCUCUUCGAGCCCCCGGACGAGGAGGGCUUUCCCGCGCCAGAAGACGUCAGCGAAAACCGCGAUGAGACCGACGAGGCGGCCGACGGUGUUGGCGACUUCCCCAUCCCCACCUUUCCCGAAGACCUCGUCCACGAUGAAGGUGGUCCCGAGGCAACGAAGGACGCCGCACCUGCAAGUGUCAUCAUCCGCGCUCAUGAGAAGGGGUGGAUGGACGGCAAACUCGUCGACGACUGGGUUAACAAUGUCCUUCUCCCCUUCAUCAAGCCGCCUCGUGGCAUCCUUCGGUCCAAGACCCUCCUGGUCGAGGUGGGAGAGGACGUCCACUCCUCCCCCUUGGUGGAUGAGUGGGUCAACCCCCUUUACACCACAACUGCUGAUGACGAGGAAGCUGCCUGGGAGGCGGACAACGAGGACUGUGGGGACAUGCCCGCGGAGGAGGCGGAGGAGGAGGAGGAGGAGGAGGAGGAGGAGGAGGAGGAGGAGGAGGAGGAGGAGGAGGAGGAGGAGGAGGAGGAGAAGGAGGAGAAGGAGGAGGAGGAGGAGGAGGAGGCCGAGAUGGAGGCGGAGGAGGAGGAGGAGGAGAUCGAGGGGGAGGCAGAGUGGGGAGACGUGGAGGAGGACGAGGUGGAGUAG